Molecule: messenger RNA, 1617 nt
Organism: Hirsutella rhossiliensis
Lineage: Eukaryota; Fungi; Ascomycota; Sordariomycetes; Hypocreales; Ophiocordycipitaceae
Product: cytidine and deoxycytidylate deaminase zinc-binding domain-containing protein
Exons: 3
Coding region: 1-1617 (538 amino acids)
Biological process (GO): tRNA wobble adenosine to inosine editing
Cellular component (GO): nucleus; cytoplasm
Molecular function (GO): tRNA-specific adenosine-34 deaminase activity
Source: RefSeq, a predicted model, not a curated record
AUGGCGCUGUCGACGCUGGCAGCUGCGCAGCGGGCACUGAAGUGGCUGUUUUGUUCAGCGCAGCCGGCAGCUGCCCAGGACAACAGCAAAGGCGGGAGCGAAGAAGAAGAAGGAGGAGGAGGCGAUUCUUUGCGGCGAGCCGUCGAGGAGGCGCAACUUUUGGCCAAUGACGACCAAAGCGAACAGCACAACCACGACAACAACCGCCACAGCAGCAGCGGGCACAUUCACAGCCUCGACAACAACCAAGACGCAGCAGCAGCGGAGAUGGGAGACUACAUCGUCGACAAGGAAAACAUUGCCCCUGCGGCCGCAGACGUGGCGGGCGUCACGGCGGCGCUGGGCCAGCUCAAACUGGCCAGUCCGAAGGGCGAGCUUGUCCGGCAGCCCUUUUCGUCGUCGCUCGUGGCCAGGGAGGCCGUGGUCGGCGAGGAUGCCGAGGUUGUGAGGGAGAGGGAGCAGAAUCUGCGCUUCAUUGGGGAGGCGCUCGACAUGGCCCGCCUCGCUCUUCGCACCAACGAAACACCCGUCGGCUGCGUCCUCGUCCACAAGGGCCAGAUGAUUGCCAAGGGCAUGAACGCGACCAAUGUCACGCGCAACGGCACCCGCCACGCCGAGCUCAUGGCCAUCUCGGCCCUCCUCUCCGUCACGUCGGACACGGGCCCGCGAACCACGUCGCUCCGCCCCAAGCAGCAGCCGCCGCGGCGGGGCAGGGAGGUGUCGUCGUCGCUCGACAGCUCGUCGCUCGACUCGAGGAGCGGUGGCGACGCGGCGCCCCCCGACCAAGGCAACGAGGACGGCAGCAAGGGCCACCUGUACCCCUACGGACAGAAGCUGCACGCCAGCGGACGCGUGGACCGGCGCAUCCUGCACGACAGCGUGCUGUACGUGACGGUGGAGCCGUGCGUCAUGUGCGCGUCGCUGCUGCGGCAGUUUGGCAUCAAAAAGGUCUACUUUGGCGCCGUCAACGACAAGUUUGGCGGCACGGGCGGCGUCUUCAGCAUCCACGCCAACUCGCUGCCCGUGGGCGCCGACGGCUCCCCGACGGCGUCGGCGCACCCCCUGGCGCCGCCUCGACAGCAGUCCCAGCUCCCCGAUAGCAGCGGCACGCUGGGCACGUCGUAUCCGCCCGGAGGCGGCGAUGGCGGCAACGUGGAGCCCGGGUACGAGAUUGAGGGCGGAUGGGGCCGCGACGAGGCCGUGGGCCUGCUGCGCCGCUUCUACGUGCAGGAGAAUGGACGAGCCCCCGUCCCGCGAAAGAAGGAAGGCCGCGCCGCCCGCCUGGCCGCCAUGAUUGAAAAGGACGGCACCGGGGUGGCGGCUGCGGAUGCGGCUGCCCCUGGUGCAGUUCCCGCUGGUGGUGGUGGUGGUGGUGCCGAGGGCCCAGACGAAGCGACGACGACGGCCGACCAGCAGCCGUCGCCGGGGUCGGUCGAGAGCCGCAAGGAGAACCUGGCGCCGGUUGACGACGACGGCGGCGACGACGACGACGACGACGACGACGAGGGGGUAAGCGAGGGCAAGGCGGAGUCGAGUAGCGACGAUGACGGCGUGGACAAUGAGUUUUACCUGGGCCUUGCGGAGAGGGCGAGGCACCGGGGCAACUAUGCGCCCUAG